Messenger RNA from Entrophospora candida, 1314 nucleotides. The record is from the annotation of a GenBank genome assembly. Lineage: Eukaryota; Fungi; Glomeromycota; Glomeromycetes; Entrophosporales; Entrophosporaceae.
AUGUCAAGAUAUCUUUCAAACGAUAAUGAUAGUGAGGGUGAAGAUGACAUUGAAGAUUUUACUACUAAAUUCCAACAUCCUCGGAUUGUAACUCCAAAAAUUCCUUCAGGAAUAAACACUUGUGAAGUAAUUGGAUCUAAACUGAUUGUUGUAAUGGUUGGAUUACCUGCACGUGGAAAAUCAUAUAUUGUAAAGAAAUUAAAAAGGUAUUUAGGAUGGUUACAAUAUGAUACAAAGGAAACCAGAGAAAAAUUAGCAAUGGAAUCCUUGGAUGAGUUGAUUGGUUGGUUGAAAAAAGGCGGAAGAGUUGGUAUUCAUGAUGCUACUAAUUCAACAAAAUCUAGAAGGUUGGUAUUAGAUGCAAAUAUGAGAUUGAAAUUAUCAGGACCAGAUUAUAAAAAUAUGAAUCCAGAUGAAGCAUUGGCAGAUUUUCGUAAACGUGUUGAAAAUUAUGAAAAAGCAUAUGAAACAAUCGGUGAAGAAGAAGAACAAAGUAAUAUACAAUAUUGUAAAUUAAUUAAUUUUGGAAGAAAAGUGAUAGCAAAUAAUAUUCAAGGAUAUUUAAGUGGUCAAUGUAUCUUUUAUUUGAUGAAUUUUAACCUUGAAAGUAUACAGAUUUGGCUUACAAGACAUGGUGAAAGUGUUCAUAAUAUUGAAAAGAAAAUAGGUGGCGAUCCAACACUUACUGAAAAAGGGAAAAAAUAUGGAGCAUGUUUAACGAGGUUUCUCCAAAAACAAAAACAAUUAUUUCGUCAAAAACAAUUAGAAAAAUAUCAAGAAGAGGAAUUUUAUACUAAAUAUGAUUUGGGUUUAAGAUCUUCUUCGUCUUCUUAUGUAACAUCUUCUCCAACUUCAUAUUUACCACCUUCAUCAGCCUCUGCUGCGAACCCUAAUGAUGAAUUAAAAGGACAAGAACCACCUGAAAAGAUUUUUUUUGUAUGGUCAAGUUUAUUAAAAAGAACUAUACAAACUGUUGAAAAUUUUGAUACAAAGGAGUUUUGCAUUAUGCAUAUUAGAUUUCUUAAUGAGAUUUAUGCUGGAAAUUGUGAAGAGAUGACAUAUGAGGAAUUGGAUAAGAGAUACCCAAAUCAAGAUAACAAAUUAUAUUUUAGAUAUCCUGGUAUGGGAGGUGAAUCAUAUUUGGAUGUUAUUCAUAGAAUCAAUCCAUUGAUUAUUGAGUUGGAAAGAAUGACUGAUAACGUAUUGAUAGUAACACAUUGCAUUGUGUUGAGAAUACUUUUGGCUUAUUUCAGAGACGUUGAAAAAGAAAAAGUCCCUGAUAUAGAUAUGGUUGAUGAUGGUGGUGUUGCUUGA